AUGGCCGAUAUCGAUGUGGACAAUGCUUCUUUGGAGCAGUUGAGAGACGUUUUAUGUAACAAGUCUGGUGACGUUGCCCUUGCCAACAGAUUCAGAGCCCUCUUCAACUUGAAGAACAUCGGCGCUGACUCUGAGGAUAAGGAAACCGUCCACAAGGCCAUCGACUACAUUGCUGAAUGCUUCCACGAUGAGUCGGAAUUGCUCAAGCACGAGGUUGCCUAUGUGUUGGGUCAGAUUAGAGAUAUCUACGCCAACAAGCACUUGAAGGCCGUUUUGGCUGACGCCAACCAACAGGUCAUGGUCAGACACGAGGCUGCUGAAGCCAUGGGUGCUAUUGGUAACGCCGAGGUCUUGGAGAUGUUGGAAGACUACUACAAGAACGACCCAUCCGUUGAGAUUAGAGAGACCUGUGAGCUCGCCAUUGAGAGAAUCAACUGGGAGAACUCUGAGAAGGCUAAGGCUGAGAACUUGGAAAAGUCUGCCUUCACCUCUAUUGACCCAGCCCCUCCAUUGGCUAUUGACCAGGAAGCUAAGGUUGAGAAGUUGCAAAAGCUUUUGAACGACCAGGACAAGUCUUUGUUCGAGAGAUACAGAGCUAUGUUCAGAUUGAGAGACUUGGGUACUGACGAGGCUGCUCUUGCCUUGGCUACCGGUUUCGACGACCCUUCUGCUUUGUUCAGACACGAGAUUGCUUACGUUUUCGGUCAGUUGUGUAACCCAGUCACUGUUCCAUCUUUGAUCAAGGUCUUGAAGAACCUGAGUGAAGCUGGUAUGGUUAGACACGAGGCUGCUGAGGCCUUGGGCUCUAUUGCCACUGACGAGUGCUUGCCAGUCCUCAAGUCUUUCUUGAACGACCUGGAGAAGGUUGUCAGAGACAGCGCUAUCGUCGCUCUAGACAUGUACGAGUACGAGAACUCCAACGAGUUGGAGUACACUACCGUCAAGACGUAA
Molecule: messenger RNA, 951 nt
Organism: Candidozyma haemuli
Lineage: Eukaryota; Fungi; Ascomycota; Pichiomycetes; Serinales; Metschnikowiaceae
Product: deoxyhypusine monooxygenase
Exons: 1
Coding region: 1-951 (316 amino acids)
Biological process (GO): peptidyl-hypusine biosynthetic process
Molecular function (GO): deoxyhypusine monooxygenase activity
Source: RefSeq, a predicted model, not a curated record